AAAAGCUUAACCAUGCCACAUUUACAGCAGAACAUUUUAAAUGCAAUUAAAAGAAUUCUAAGAUUCUACAAACCAGAAUCCAGAGGAUUUAUUAGGAGGAUUCAGAGGAUUCAUUUCAUUAGGAUCCUACUGCUUUUAAUUCCUUUGCAUUUCUCUGGCUUUUAGAUUAAACAACACUAUGCACUACACAAACAACAAUUGUGAAGAGAACAUGUAAUACAAACAGCUGUUAAAUUUAAGGUUAUAGGUUCUUGUCAUAUAUUGGCUGUGAAAGAAGCAUUAGGAGACAAAAGUGAUGGCAAAUACUUUGUUUCUGAACUAUGUAUGAGUAAUUUGCUGGUUAAGAUCUGAUUGGUUGCAUCCAUUACAUACUCAGAGGUUAAACACCAUUACGUUCACAAAUACAAAUAGGAAGGGCUGUAAUUGCAAUUGUCUAAGGAGAUAUGUGUUGCUUUGUGCUUACUUAUUUUGUUAAAGAUAAAAAAGAAAUGCAUGUUAUAGCCACACAAAUAUUCAGAAUUAAGCUACUAAUAUAUAAGAUUUUUUCUGAGUGUAAAUGUAGCUUUUGGAGCUCUCUCACACCGGCAGUGUGCACAGGUGCCUUUUUAGGGCUGCCAGAGGAUUUAUGCAGCCCAAUGCUCAGCAUCAUUCCUGCCCGAUUCCAGCCCUCCCUCGGGAAGAUGGCAAUGUCUGUUCUCGGGGAGCCUGGGACAGCGCGGGAUGGUUCCCGACCGGGUCCCUUUGCUUUUCUUGGCCAGCGAUGCCUCUCCUCGAGCUGCUGCUGCCGGGCUCUGCCGUGUGCGAGCCGGGGGCGGGCCGGGGAGGGGCUGCGGCUCUCGGACACCGGCACAGCGGCGGGCACUCGGCCCGGCCCGCCGGAGCAGCGGCACCAUGGCCGAACAAGCAGUUGCUGUGGCUGGAGGUAUAAUAGGAGGGAUCCUUUUAUUUGUCCUCCUUGGAAUAACUGCAUAUCUGCUCUGGAAAAAAUGUUGCCGCCUCUUUUCUUAUGAAAAGCUCAUCAAUCCUGUCAAAACAACAAAUGCAAAUGCCAUUUUCCAGGAUCAGGCAAAUUCUGAAAUUCAUCUAAAAAGUACAAGUUUGACUUCCAGCUUUAAACCAGAAGAGUCAAUAGGUGCUGUUGUCUUGAGCAGGCCCAGAAGUGUUCCAUUUAUCAUUCCACCAACACUGCAUGGGCGAGACUGGAUUCACCUGACAAAUGAAGAACAGGUUCAGGAAGACAGGGACCCCUUCAUGACCCCUCAGUCUGGGCCACGGUCAUCAUUUCAUUCUCUGGCUGGAGCUUAUGUUGUAGGAACCAUUAACCCAGAUCUGUACAAGUUUCCCGAAGACAAAAGCGAAACAGACUUUCCUGAUGGCAGCAUUGGCCGCCUCUGGUUCUCCAUAGAAUACGAGCAAGAGUCAGAAAGGCUCCUGGUCUCCUUGAUCAAAGUCAGAAAGCUGCAGCCUCCUGCUGAUUCCUGCAGUCCAUUUGUGAAAAUCUACCUGCUGCCUGAUGAAAGAAGCUACCUGCAGUCCAAAACAAAGCGUAAAACUCUUAACCCCCAGUUUGAUGAAAACUUUGUUUUCCAGGUUUCCAGUAAAAUGUUGCUCCAAAGGACACUAAAAUUUUUGGUUUAUCAUGUUGAUAAACAGAAGAAGCAUCAUCUCCUAGGCCAAGUUAUCUUCCCACUAAAAAAUGAAGCAUUAACUGAGGACAACAAACUAGUCAUAUGGAGAGAUCUGGAGAAAGAAAACUUGGAGCCUCCUUCAGAGCAUGGUGAUAUCCAGUUCUCCCUGAGCUACAAUGACUACCUGGGCCGUCUCACUGUGGUGGUUCUGAGGGCGAGGGGAUUAAAGCUCCAGGAGGAGAGCCCUGCUGGUGGUGUGUAUGUCAAAGUCUCACUAAUGAACCAUAAUAAAUUCAUCAAAAGUAAAAAGACAGCAGCUCUUCUGGGAACUCCCAACCCUGUGUACAAUGAAACCUUCAGUUUCAAGGCAGAUCAGACAGAGCUGGAUACAGCAAGCCUGAGUCUAUCUGUGCUCCAGAGUAACAAAGGAGAAAAAACACUUCUGCUGGGACGAGUGGUAGUUGGGCCUUUCAUGUACACACGUGGCAGAGAACUGGAACACUGGAAUGAGAUGAUCAGCAGGCCCAAGGAGCUGGUGAAACGAUGGCAUGCUCUCUGCCACAGCACAUGAACAGCACUGAGGAAAAAACAGCCUUAAUAUGGAAAAGCUCUUACUAUCUUUCUCAUCUAAAGGGUACAAAAAUCUUUGCUAAGAUUUUGUACCAAACGAAGAAUAAAAUAAAUUAUUUCCUUGACCAAGCACAAAUAAAAGAUUUGGUUCCUGGUA
Molecule: messenger RNA, 2355 nt
Organism: Zonotrichia albicollis (white-throated sparrow)
Lineage: Eukaryota; Metazoa; Chordata; Aves; Passeriformes; Passerellidae
Product: synaptotagmin-15
Biological process (GO): calcium-ion regulated exocytosis
Cellular component (GO): plasma membrane; exocytic vesicle
Molecular function (GO): phosphatidylserine binding; SNARE binding; clathrin binding
Source: RefSeq, a predicted model, not a curated record